AUGUGGAUGUUGGCGCCGAGGAAGGUAGUACACUGGGUGUUGCGAAGGGGAAUGGUGCCGGUGCAGAGAAGCUUAAGGGAUUGGUGGAUGGAGAAGCAGAGCAGCGGCUUUACAGGCGUGGGACCAAAGGAAAAUGAAGGGACUGCGGUUGCUGCAGGUGUCGUUGAUACGGCUGGCUUGGCAAAAAGGUUGGGUGUAGAGGGUGCGGAUGAUAUGCGGAAUUACACUUUAGCCGAAGCUUAUCACUCCCGCGUACAAGUUCAGCUGAGGCCUGGCCCAUAUAGUGACAUAAACCCCAGGCAGAUAUCUCCUCCAGAGCACUCUGAAUCCAGAGAAGCAACUGCUGGCGAGAGCUCGAGCCAGCCCCGUAGCGGAUUUCGUCAGGCCCUGCGGAAAUUUAAGAAGAAUUUCACUAAAAAAGUUUAUAAACGCUUCAAGCGUUCCCGCCACCAAACCCCUACUGUCCAGAACGCCGACCAUGAAGAUGCUUCGUCGAAUCAGAAUAUUGAGGAUGCGUCGCGUCUGCAUCCUUCCGAUGCUGACAAGCUCGCCACACCUGAGAAUCUCAGUGGUUGUGUGAACCAAGAAGCAUCCGGAGAACCUACUUCGAAGGUUCACGCUGCUUCGUCUGGCGUGGAAAUUCCAGAUCCCCAAUCGGUUGAUGCCGGACUUCGAGAUGCGCGUGAGGGUAUGGAAAAAUUUUUGAUACUGUCAUCGGGGAUCUUGCGAAUGUAUGGGCUACUCUCCUAUGUUUGA
Messenger RNA from Suillus subalutaceus, 756 nucleotides. RefSeq lists its product as uncharacterized. NCBI's taxonomy places the organism in Eukaryota, Fungi, Basidiomycota, Agaricomycetes, Boletales, Suillaceae. The coding region runs from base 1 to 756 and encodes 251 amino acids. The record is from RefSeq and is a predicted model, not a curated record. The transcript has 9 exons.